AUGUCUCCUCUCCACCAGUCAGCGCCUGAUGGCAGGAUCAAGAAAAGGGAUGUUGGAGCGAGUAAUCUUUUGCUUGGUGCUAGCUUGAAUAUGUUCGAAGUCACCACACUCGGACAGCCGCUGGAAGUCAUCAAGACCACAAUGGCAGCUAAUAGAUCGGAUUCAUUUAUCACAGCCCUCAGGCGCGUCUGGUCGCGGGGAGGAAUUGCCGGUUAUUACCAAGGUUUGAUCCCGUGGGCCUGGAUUGAAGCGUCCACGAAAGGCGCGGUUCUGCUCUUUGUAGCCUCCGAAGUCGAGUAUCAUUCGCGGACAGCCGGGGCCUCCGAGUUUCUGUCCGGCAUUGCAGGAGGCAUGGUCGGUGGUGCGGCUCAGGCAUACGCAACGGUCGGGUUCUGUACCUGUAUGAAGACAGCGGAGAUUACUCGCCAGAAGCAAGCGGCAGCGGGGCUGAAACCACCGGGUGCCCUGGAGACAUUUGUCACGAUGUUUCGGACGGAGGGAUUGCGAGAAAUUAACAAAGGAGUCAAUGCCGUAGCAAUUCGGCAGGUCACCAAUUGGGGGUCUCGGUUCGGCUUCUCACGACUGGUUGAAGACGCGAUCCGCAGAGCCACAAACAAAGGGCGUGAGGAACGACUCGGCGUUGUUGAGAAGAUAUUGGCCUCCGGCGUUGGAGGUGCUCUGGCUAGCUGGAACCAGCCCAUCGAGGUGAUUCGGGUAGAGAUGCAGAGCCUAAAGGCUGAUCCCAAUCGCCCCACCAAGCUCAGUAUUGGGAGCACGUUCCGGUAUAUCUAUGCGCAAAGUGGGAUACGGGGUCUAUACCGCGGAGUCACGCCACGCAUCGGACUAGGAGUCUGGCAGACCGUGUGCAUGGUAGCGCUUGGAGACGUGUAAGUCCAAUGUACAUGAAGAGGAGAAUGCCUCUCGCUAAUAAAUUCAGGGCCAAGGAGAUGGUUGAAUCUAUAACACAACAGCAUGCCUCACAUUGAGUAUAUACAUACAAGGAGUAUAAAUGUGGGCUCGGGGCCUAAGUGUUUAUAGAAAAUAGUAUUUACAGUAAAGUUAAAAAGAAACUAAAAGAAGAGCAGGGGAUGGACGCCUUAGGCAAAGGGGGCUGGAAUAACAAGUUGCCUUGCGGUUGGCUUGAUCUGGUUGCGCCCAAGGCACGUGGCUAUGAAUAGCACAUACAUCAUCCUCCAUGACGCUUGUUGCCUAGAGAACUUCUUCUAAUAAUCCGCUA
Messenger RNA from Aspergillus caelatus, 1237 nucleotides. RefSeq names its product mitochondrial carrier domain-containing protein. Gene Ontology annotation, cellular component: mitochondrion. Gene Ontology annotation, molecular function: tricarboxylate secondary active transmembrane transporter activity. NCBI's taxonomy places the organism in Eukaryota, Fungi, Ascomycota, Eurotiomycetes, Eurotiales, Aspergillaceae. Gene Ontology annotation, biological process: mitochondrial citrate transmembrane transport; alpha-ketoglutarate transport. Bases 1 to 891 code for a protein of 296 amino acids. The transcript is spliced from 5 exons. The record is from RefSeq and is a predicted model, not a curated record.